AUGUUCAAGAGAGACGACUACAUUCGAACUAAACACGACGCCGUUUUUCCCAAGUGGCAGGGUUUUGCCCGAUCCAUGCUUCUUCGUAAACCCUUUUCAGAAACUGAAGAAUUACGGAGGACUUUUGCGGACUACUCCUCCAUUUCUCGCGAUUUAGGUCCAAAGAUUAUGGUAGGGGCUAACAGUAUGGAAGAUUUCAGAAAGGGAAAAGAUUGUGUAGGUAGAUACAGAGUUCAAGGAUCCUUACCGGGUCUGUAUGAGCUCGGCGUAGCUGUCAUUGGUCAUGACCAGGGCCGAAAAGUUGACUCAGGUGACGAUCUUGUGGCUUAUCUUGGUCAAGCUGAAACCAUUAGAUCUCGACUCCAGCCUUAUGGUACCCAUCAUGACUUGCUUAAGACACUUGACGAAACCGAGUUUAUGAACCAGAGAAAGUCAGGUUUGUCUCAAACGAAAAUUAGCAACAGAACCGAAGAGAAGCAACAUUAUCUUGCAAAAGGGCGAGAGAGCAGCUGUGAUGCAGCGAUACCUAGACUCAGUCGGUCCAGACCUCAAUCGGUUUCAGACAGACAUGAUGGGUCUGAUUCUGCAUCUGUUUGUGGAGUCUUACUACAAGAUGGUACUAUUUGCACUACAACUCCAAUUGAAGGAAGAAAGAGAUGCACAGAGCAUAAAGGGCAGAGGAUUUCAAUUGUUUCCCUCGAUAAACACUUACCGUGUGAAAUUCCAACCGGAAAGGAAUGUGAAGAAAAUGAGAACAUAUGUGGAGUCAUUUUACCUGACAUGGUACCUUGCAGAAGAAAACCUGUUUCAAGGAGGAAACGAUGUGAGGAUCACAAGGGAAUGAGAACCAAUGCCUUCUUCUUUCUGUUCAACCCAACAGAACGCGAUAAAAGCGUCAAAUCGGAGAAAUCCAAACCUGAGACAUUUACAGGCUCAAUGAACCAAGAGAAUUUGGGUCCGGGUCUUUUCUGUGAAGCUACAACAAAGAAUGGUUUGCCUUGUACGAGAAGUGCCUCUAAGGGAAGCAGAAGAUGCUGGCAACACAAGGAUAAAACUUUGGACCACAGAUCAUCCGAAAAUAUUCAGCCAGCAACCAUAAGGCAAGUAAUGUGCGGAGUUAAGCUGUACAAUGGAUCGAUAUGCGAUAAAUCUCCAGUAAAAGGACGAAAGAGAUGUGAGGAGCACAAGGGGAUGAGAGUCACAUCUUGA
Molecule: messenger RNA, 1209 nt
Organism: Arabis nemorensis
Lineage: Eukaryota; Viridiplantae; Streptophyta; Magnoliopsida; Brassicales; Brassicaceae
Source: the annotation of a GenBank genome assembly